Messenger RNA from Linum trigynum, 2494 nucleotides. Lineage: Eukaryota; Viridiplantae; Streptophyta; Magnoliopsida; Malpighiales; Linaceae. The record is from the annotation of a GenBank genome assembly.
CUAUGAGGGAAGCACACAUGUCUUUUUGAUUCAUUUGCACUCCGGCGAUAAAACAGUUGACUCUUCUAGUGAGAGGAGUAAGUCUUAACAGAGAGAGAAUAUGUCACCUCCUUAAAUGUGGCCAUCUUCCCGCUACUUAUACAGGUGAGAAGGUCUCUCAACUCAUGGGUCGGUUUAGUCCUGACAUAUUUUCUACUUUUUCAUUGACUUUUGCCGCCACGUAUAAUCAACUAUUCUUUCUAGGGUCAGGCACGCAACACAUUCCGUAAAAUGUGGAUACAUUGCUCUUUUUUGUCUUUCUUCAGGCGUCUACCUAGUAUCUCUUCGAAUCGUUGCCAAUGACUUUUUUUGGAUCAAGUGUCUUCUAAGUUCUCAAUCUCUCUUUGGAUGUAUCCAAUGAUAAUCUAAAUUCGUAUGGUUUGAGAUUCAUGAGAUCUUUAGCGUAGUUUUGUUGCUUUGUUAUCACAAGCAUUUAAUGCAAUUAUAGUUGUAAUUAUAAAUAUGAUUAUGUAGAAAAAUGGGAGUUAAUCACUUUGAUCGACGUGCCUAAGAAAAAAAAAAGUGAUUUGACAUAGGAGUUUGUUUCUUUCUCCUUCACGAGUCCAUCAAUGCCUAGAUAGGAAAAGUGUAUUUUUCACAUCUACAAAAGGGUCUUCAAAGGAUUUGUCAUUGUUUGGUGGUUUGGCUUUGAAGGUAAGCAAAGUGAGUUGAACGUUAUCUGUACCGAAUCUAAGUUUGGUGGCGAACAAGCACGUAGCUGUGACACAGGGCCCACGGCCCACCAUCGAUAGUGGACAAUGUCUCUGGCCCAUCCUCCAAAAGGAACACAGUGAAGUAUCUUGAAAGAAAACGUUGUAAGCAGUAGCGAGUUUGGGCAGGCAGCCGGUACUCAGUAGUCAGUACUCGCCACUGCUGAUUCCCAUCAACUUCAGUACUGGAUUGAUUUGAUUUCUACUUCCUCCUCCUCCUCCGGAUUGAUCAAUGGCGGCGGUGAGCUUGGAAGGAGAGAAGGUGAUACUGGUACCUUACAUGGAAGCCCAUGUUCCCAGGUACCACGAAUGGAUGCAGGACCCGGCUCUGCUCCAAGCCACAGGAUCCGACCCGCUUUCCCUCGAAGAAGAGUACACUAUGCAGCUCUCCUGGACUCGAGACCCUCUCAAAAGGACUUUUAUUGUUCUGGACAAGGAUUUCCUCCAAGGAGGGUUUGUUCAUGGAGAUCCCCAUGUCGAAGCUAUGGUGGGUGAUGUAAAUAUAUAUAUGAACGACUUGGAUGAUCCACAAAUGGCUGAAGUCGAGAUUAUGAUAGCUGAACCGAAAAGCCGCGGCAAAGGACUUGGGAAGGAAUCGGUUCUUAUGAUGAUGGCCUAUGCGAUCGAGAGCCUUGGGAUCCAUAUGUUCCGUGUUAAGAUUGGAGAAGCAAAUGGAUCAUCUCUUCAUCUUUUCCAAAAAUUGAGAUUUGAGCAAGUUUCACAUAGCGAAGUCUUCAAAGAGGUUACACUAGAAUUACCGGUCACUGAGAUGAGGCGGAAGGAGUUGCUGUCUUCAGUGGGUAAUGUAGUUAGGCAUACAUAUAACAGUUCAUGACAACUGACCGUUGAUCAUGCUGAACUCCUUGGUAAUUCUAGUUUGAGCAUGAGAUUUCCGAGUAACGAAAACAUGACACACUAGUCGAUUCAUUGAAGCUAUAUAUUUAACUGAGUUAAUAUAUAUCUUUCUUGAUCAUCUCCCUGCUUCUCUUUUGAAAGGAGAUGUAGUGUACCUUGAAAACCAUCAAGCUCCAGUUUCAGGACAUGUUGUGCAAUGGUAGUAGGUCUGUGUUUAAGAGCGAAUUGUAAUGUUGAAGCUAGAUGGAGCUAUGGCUAUUACAGAUCUGUAAGGGGCUUAUUGGUCCUGGAUUUUGGUGGUGGGUAAGCAAAAUGACUGAACAGAGGUGAAUCAGGAGAGAUGCCCUAAGAAAAGUGCACUUGUCAAUUCUUGAGAAGGAGAUAAUAAAAGUAAUCGAGGGUAGACAUAACUUGAUCAUGACAGAUUUUACCAUCUAAACUCCUUCCUUCCUCUGUGGAGUUCUAGAACAUGUUGACAAAAAGAUGUAAAGAAAAAAAGUCGACAGUUUACAACAUGAUUGGCGGUCCUUUGAAAAUAAGAAAGCAUAUGGCUUUGCUGGCUAAGUCUGAUAGCUUCAAUCUGCCGGUGUUACAAUUUCACCUACUCCUUGAUGCUUUGCCUGGAUGGGAAAAAAGAAAGCUCUUAUUUCGGGAAGACAAGCUAGUCGCUUAUGUGUUGAUUCACUGGUGAAAGCGCGGAAGAGCCAAAAGAAGGUUAGAUGGAAGUUUGGGUGGGUGAGCAAAUUCUUGAUCCAAUUACUGCUUUUUUUUUUCUUUAUAAAAAAAAUUGCCUAAAUGGCAAGUUUGGUCACUAGAAUUAUUUAAAAAGUUGACGUUUGUCACUAAACGUAUUUCAUCCGUAGUUUCUUAAAUUAAGUUAACAGUCCAAG